This is a messenger RNA of Tauraco erythrolophus (red-crested turaco), 1736 nucleotides long. Lineage: Eukaryota; Metazoa; Chordata; Aves; Musophagiformes; Musophagidae. The record is from RefSeq and is a predicted model, not a curated record.
AUGUUCGACAUGCACUUGCUGGUCAACAAGCGCGGGCCGUUGGCCAAAAUAUGGCUCGCUGCCCACUGGGAGAAGAAGCUCACCAAAGCACAUAUAUUUGAGUGCAAUUUAGAGACUAGCGUUGAAAAGAUCAUCUCGCCAAAGUUUACAAUAGCUCUGCGAACCUCUGGACACUUGCUCCUAGGAGUGGUGCGUAUUUACCACAGGAAAGCAAAGUACCUCUUGGCAGACUGUAGUGAGGCUUUGACAAAAAUGAAGACAGCCUUUCGCCCUGGACUCGUUGACCUUCCAGAAGAGAACUUUGAGGCCGCUUAUCAGUCCAUUACGUUACCUGAAGAAUUUCAUGAUUUUGAGACACCACUACCUGAUUUAAAUGCCAUUGACGUUGCUGAACAUUUUACCUUGAAUCAGAGCAGAGCUGAAGACAUCACACUUACAGAGGAUUACGAAAGCAAUAUACUUCUCUGUGAUAGAAUCUUUGAUGAAGAACCAGAUGCACCAAGAACGCAGAGCCGCGCUGCCGGUGGCGUCUUAACGAGCAGUAACAGUCUCGUGGCCGACCACAACUCUGCGAGCGUGAGUGGAGACACGUCUGCACUGCGUGGAGAUACUCACCGCUUUGAGCACGACUGCUUUGGAGACGAGGGGGAUGCUGCAGAUAUGAUCGAAAUCCUGCUGAGGGAUGAGCAGAGCGGCGUAGAUAAAGACCUUCAUGACAUGGAGCAAGAACAUCCUUUGUCACAAGAUCUGCCGGAGAACAGUGCAGCCAUUGAGUCCAGCUGCGCAGACACCGCGGUGCAGGAAGUCGGUCGCCUGGCGAACGACACGAUACUUUUGUUGAGAGCAGAAGAAGGAUUUGUGCUUGAGCCAGUUGAUGACACAGCUGUUACCCAGAGGAAAAAAACAAAAAGAAAGAGGAAGUUGCUUGUGGAUGUAAACAAGGAGCUGAGCUGCAACACCAUCUACAACCAACUUAAGAGCUGCACAGACAUCCUCACCACAUUAGACCUGGCACCCCCAACGAAAAAAAUAAUGAUGUGGAAGGAAUCAGGAAGUGUGGAUAAACUCCUGUCCCACGCUGCACAGCCUGUGGUGCACGCGGAGCUGCAAAGGUUGUUUGCAAAAUGCUUCAAGAGCCCUGGAUUUAAGACGGGAAGAAAUGCAGUACAGAAGGAGUCUGGAAUGGAAGAAACAAGAAAAGAGCAAGAUACCACAGAGAUGCUGAUAGUGGAAGAACCCAGUUAUCUGCAGGAGCCAGCUGAUUCAGAGACUGAGAGAAAAUACAGAAAUGAUUUGUUUAUGUUGACAUCAGAGAAGAACAGAAACGAAACUCCUGAUGGCUGUGGUGAAACUAUAGAGGAUGGAGCGGCUUUCCCUGAGGGCUCCUCCCUGGGGAACAGUUCGCUGGGCCACGGAGCUGAGACGCAGCGAGCGGAGUUACCAAAUGAGCUCACGAGGGACGGCAAAGACAGUCAAGAAACAUGGUGGAGCAAAAGAACUCUUCAGUUAUUAAAAACUUUACAGCACCUGAAGCGAUCCGGUGCGUGCUCUUUCAGCUUGCGGGAGCUCUGUCGGAAAAACAGCCGGAGAGAAGCGGCGGCCAAGUUUUACAUCUUCCUCACGCUCAAGAAGCAGUCGGCCAUCGAGCUGAGGCAGAGCGCGCCCUUCGCCGACAUCACGGCCACCGUCGGCCCCAUGUUCGACACGCUGACAUCAUGCCUUAUUCAGAUAAGUUG